UGUGCACUCUUCUUCGCGAUCUUUCUCUACCGACGGGUCUAUUUGUAAACACGCGCGACAUAAGAUGGACGUGUACGAACAUCGCAGAAAAGAUUGGGAGGAUUUCAAUGUGUCACGAGAGGAACUGAAGAACAUAACCGAUUGCCUAGAGAAGGAGGAAUUUCGCAAUCUGCUGAUCGAGUACGUAGAGGAGGUGACUGACCCGGAGAACAGGAAGAUCUAUGAGAAGGAGAUCACCCAGCUCGAGAAGGAGCGGGGCGUAGACGUGACGUUCGUUAACCCCGAGCCCGGUUACGUCAUUAAGACCAGCGUGGAUGGUGAUAGGAAGUGCUUCCUGAACAUCAGCAAGAACGACAUCGUCGCGCGCCCCACCAGCCAGCCCUCCUACGAGCAGGGUCGCCGCGGCCUGCAGUGGUCUAUCCCGUACACGUUGAUACCACCCCGCUAUGACCUUGAUAAGAAGAACGUGCGAUGCAUGGUGUUUGACGUGGUCUUCCACCCAGACACCCUUUACCUGGCGUCCAAGAACCCGCUGUUCCGCGAGAUGGUCAACAACACGGCGAUGGACGGGGUGGAGAGUAACUUCAAGGUGAAGUUGGACAGGAAGAAUCUAAAGUUUCCCAAGAUCAACUUCAAAGGUAUAACACAUCCUUCGGUAAUCAGGAAACCUUCGGAGACACCGCCGCAAGAGCCACUGGACAUAGAACCAGAGAUCUAUCAGAAGAUAAUGACAAGCUACGACGAGAGUCGCGAGAACCAAUGGAAGCAGAGGGAAGAGAAGCCCCAACGUGCCCAGCCAACUACCACUUAUUACAAGGAUAAGCAACAGAACACUGUGGAUGAGAAAUACGUUACGCCUAAAUUUUCCAUAAAACAUCAGUCCGACGUGGAACUGGAAGAUUUUGUUUUGAGCCGAGACGCGAAGAUGUUUGCUACAGUCCCUAAAAAAUUGGUCAUUACCAUAGAUCUGCCCUUGUUGAAGAGCGCCAGCGACGCGACGCUUGAUAUACACGAACGAUCCCUCACUCUGAAAAGUGAAAAGCCUGCAAAGUAUCUGCUGGAUCUUCCAUUGCCGUAUCCCGUAAAUGGAGAUAACGGGAAUGCCAAGUUUGAUCCAAAAUACAAAAAGUUAAUUGUAACUUUACCAGUUGUUCGGUCAUUGAUACCAGUAUGUGGCAACGAUAGGGCAGAUAACGGGGUUGACAGUGAUCAGAAUAGUAUUGUACUAGUAACAUCCAAGGAUGACGAAAACGAUUUAUCUAAUAAGAAAAUAGAGUUACUGGAAGAGUGUGAAAGCGCGUACGAAAAUAUAAAAUUCAAUAAAGCGAGUGAAGAAGCAGAUAAGUGCGAAAAUACUGCCUUACGGACUAGUAAUACGACAGAAACCGCCGACGCAUUUAUAAAUCCUAGUGUCAAGUACAAUCUUCCUGCUUAUACCUGUAAUAUUUACAAUAAUCAGUUAGCCAUUGUUAUAAAUGUAAAAAAUGUGAAUCCAGAUGCGAUACGCCACAAAAUUUUAGAUAAUAAUGUAGGUAUACAUAUCUUGUUAACGUCUAUGGGUGCUGGAUUCUUUCCGCAAUAUUAUUCAUUGUGUCUUAAGCUAGAAAAUGGUUGUAUUGAGCCAAAAACUCUUACAAUUGAACCAUGGGACAAUAAUGUUGUUUUUAGCAUCACAGUGAAAGAUAUUGAGAAUGUAACACAAUAUUUUGUUGGAAUGGACACGGAAUUCAUGGAAGGAAAGGAUCUACCUACAGCAGCAUCAUUUACGAACAAGUUUAAAGAAUUAAUGUUCUCUCCGAAGGAUGAGCAACAGACAGACAGACAAAUCUCUGUACAGCCGCAGGAUGAUGGUAUUGUCAUAAAUAUUCGUCCAAAUCAGCAGGAAUCUGAUGACGAAGAAGAGCACGAGGAAAACGCGAGAGUCGUCCCAAAGCGACGACAAGAGAAGAAGCACGUUGAGAAAGUCAGAUCUGUUUCAGAAAGCAGCGGAGAUGAAUUGGCAAGCAACAGCAGCGGAAGCAGCGUGAGACACUCAAAGGGAAUUUUGAAAUCACGUCGCGCCCGCGAUUUUUCACGUUCCAUGUCCGAAUCGAGCGCCGACGAAAACUGUCUAUCUACCUCGUGUACGGAUCAUCAUUACGAUCAUGAUGAUUCCGUGCACGAUAUCAAUUCUGAAUCGGAUUGUUCCAGUUUGAAAAAGACUGUACGAUUUAAUGAUGUGGUUUCACGACAAUUAUUUAGAUCCAAUUCAAGUAUUCUUGGACAGCGAAAGAAGAACCAACGUAAACUGCGGAACAAGAAACGUGCGCAUGAUCGUCGACUAAGCGAAAGUGAGAAUUCCGAAACCGAGGAGCGUGACAAGUAUAAAGUCGAUUAUAAGCGUUCUUCGAGUGAGGACACUUCUGAAAACGUGAAACCUAUACUCGCUAAGGAUAAGCAUUUGCAACAGCAAAGAACCGCCAAUAUUGAAAUUACGAAAUCGAGCACUGAUGACAAACAUUCUUUGCAUAAACGUAAAUCCAAUUUUGAGGAGAAACCUACCGAAGAUGUGCAAGCUGAUGCCUUAAUUAAAACCACGAAAGGUGAGGUCCAAUUGGAAUUUAAGAACGAUCUGAUAUUCGAUCUCGAUAUGUAGACGUAAAACUAUAUACGAGAUAAUUAUGCAUAAUGUGAUAGGCAUCGAGGAUGUAACUGAUAACAAUGCUGAUAUCGUAAACUUACAUAUAUAACAUUACCAAGCAAUUAUUUUAAAAUAGAGUAUCAAAGAUAUUUAGAUGGGAAUAAUUUUUUAGUGCGUUAUUAGCAUAGUACUAGUAACGAGGCAAACAUGACGAAUCAAAAUCAUGAAUUCAUUUAAAUAACUGGACUUGUAUUAGUGAUAAGCGAAGCUUAAAAUAUUACCUUCUGAUAUCCUAAAAAUAUAGAGUAAUAAAGCUUUGCUUAAUGUAAAAAUUAUGUCAAUUUUGAAAAUAAUCUUGUUAAAGUACAUUGAUAAUUGCAAUACUGUACGGUGAGAUAUUUUUAAUUUUUUAGAGAGAAUUGAUUACACACAUUGUCAUUGAAUGACUUUUUACUAAAUCGAUUAAGAAAAGAUACGUUCCUUUUGCAUGUGUGUUAAAUAUUACUGCCGCAUGUAUGUGAUUUUUUACUCAUAAAAUAACGCUUUAUUAAAUCAAGAAUGAUCAAAUAAUAAACACACAUAGUUACUUUGAUAGGAGUGCAUACAAUUUUAAUGAACAAUUCACGUGAAUUUAUGCAAAAGUAUGUUUAGACCUUGUAUUAUAUACGAUACUUACGCCAAGAGUUUGCACACGUAUACAGAUGUAUCGCAUUGCAACGAGCGCUUGCCAACAAAUCAUGAUACGUAUGGUAACAAAAAUGAAUAUGGUUUUGCUUCGAAAAUUGCUAAUUACGUGGCACAAGAUUUUCGAUAUCUAAAGUUAUCUAAGUCAUACUCUCUUGUAAAAAUACUAAAAAAUUGUUAAAAAAUUUUUUGUUGGCUACGAAAGAAGUUAUAAGAUAUUUGUCGAUUUUAUAUAUUAUAUACAUUGGUAUUUUGUAAUUAAAUGUACAUAAGUUAUUUUGAUCUGGUCGAUGCAAAAUGUUUACAUAUCUGCGCUCCGAACACGUUUCAUUCAUAUGUUAUAUAGCGUAUUCAAGAAUUUUUACUGGUAAUAAGCAAUUCACGUAAAUUGAUAUGUUCACGCAACAAUAUAUAUUCCUGUAAUAGUGAUAUAACGCAAGAAUGAAAUAAACGGCACACAAAAUGUUUUUAUAGGUGAA
Molecule: messenger RNA, 3783 nt
Organism: Solenopsis invicta (red fire ant)
Lineage: Eukaryota; Metazoa; Arthropoda; Insecta; Hymenoptera; Formicidae
Gene: Nop17l
Product: protein kintoun
Exons: 4
Coding region: 65-2635 (856 amino acids)
Biological process (GO): axonemal dynein complex assembly
Cellular component (GO): cytoplasm
Source: RefSeq, a predicted model, not a curated record